Molecule: messenger RNA, 1259 nt
Organism: Aspergillus candidus
Lineage: Eukaryota; Fungi; Ascomycota; Eurotiomycetes; Eurotiales; Aspergillaceae
Product: GNAT family N-acetyltransferase
Exons: 1
Coding region: 59-1018 (319 amino acids)
Molecular function (GO): acyltransferase activity, transferring groups other than amino-acyl groups
Source: RefSeq, a predicted model, not a curated record
UCUCAUUCCAUUGCCCCGACAGAUCUAGAGCAUCCCAAAUCCUUUCGUUUCUUGCAUCAUGUUGGUUUCCUACACUGCCGUCUCCCAGCAACAGAGGCCGACGGUGCCGGCCAAGUCUAUCUCGUCCGUCUCGCCUCCAACCUUUAACCUGGACACUAUCCACCACAUCGAGGAAGCCCAUAUCGUCCACCUGGCGCGACAGGUCGAGGUCAGCAUGGAUCUGUUCCCCAAUGAGAAUAUGGCCGUCUACCGGGUGGUCGGCGGUGGCGUCUCGGCCGUCACCAUCCCCUUCCUGGGUCAACAAAUCAACCGCACCCUGGGGCUGGGUAUGAAGGGUCCCGUCCGCGACUACGACAUCAAACAGCUGGAGAACCUCAACCGGGCGGCCAACCUCUCCUCGUCCGUCCUGCUCUGCCCCUACGCCGACCCUAGUGCUCUCCAAGCCCUCGCCGUCUGCGGCUACGGGGUCGACAGCUUCCUCAACAUCUACGCCCGCUCGCUCGCCGAGCUCCCCGUUGCCCGGGACCCCCGGUCCGACAUGUCCCAGCCCUGGGACUUCAUGUACAGCCCGGACACCUGCGUGUCUAGGGCCCCCGCCACCGAGGCCGGCAUGGCGGCCUUCAUCCACAACUCCGUCGCCGGCUUCAAGGAUGGCGGCCGUCCCGUUCCGUUCCUGCGCACUCUGGCUGAGAUGGCCGCCCUGCGCGCCGACACGGUGCUCUACCUGGCCCGCAUCGACGGGGAGAUCGCCGGGUGUGGUGCCCUUGCCUUCAUGGAAACCGAGUACGGUCGCGUGGCCCAUAUCUACAUCGACAGCACGGCGCCCGCGUUCCGGGGCCGCGGUGUGCAGCGCGCCCUAAUCCGGGCCCGGAUAGUCGACGCCAAGCGGAUGGGCUACGACUUCAUCACCAUCCACGCCAGCCCCGGUGUGGGGACAGGUCGGAACGCCGAGAAGGAAGGGUUCCGGCUGGCCUAUACGAAGCCCAUCUUCACGAAGCGAGAGACCCAAAAGCUGUGAAAUGGUUUCUAGCAAUUUUCUUUUUUUUUUCCCUUGCGAUUUGCGAUUUGAUUGUUGAUUUUCAACUCGUCUAUUGAUACCUAUUUCCUUUCUUUCUUUUAUUAUCCCCGGUUCAUUUCUGGUUCUUUGUUCAGCCAGCCUGGCGAGAUUUGAUUCACUACCGAUCAAAACCGGCGUUUUCUGCUUUCAACUGGUUUUGAUGGUUUUCCUGUAUAUAAAUUUUGGCGUCCUGGCAUCCGAG